Molecule: messenger RNA, 2012 nt
Organism: Centruroides sculpturatus (bark scorpion)
Lineage: Eukaryota; Metazoa; Arthropoda; Arachnida; Scorpiones; Buthidae
Product: transcription factor NF-E2 45 kDa subunit-like
Exons: 7
Coding region: 41-1372 (443 amino acids)
Biological process (GO): regulation of transcription by RNA polymerase II
Cellular component (GO): nucleus
Molecular function (GO): DNA-binding transcription factor activity, RNA polymerase II-specific; RNA polymerase II cis-regulatory region sequence-specific DNA binding
Source: RefSeq, a predicted model, not a curated record
CAAUAUCAGGAAGACCUUAUUCAACACGUACUGCAGUAAAAUGAUGGAUGGAAACUGGGAAGAGAUAAAUAACCAUGUUCCACUUUCGAAUCAUUAUGCUGUCCCACUGUUGCGUCCCUCCCCUAUAUAUGGACAAACCAUGGAUAAUCACUACAUGAACAACAUGUCAAUUAAUGGACCAAUGUAUCAUGGUGACGUACCACACGAUAUGAUCGAAUCUAAUUAUAUAUUUAAUAUUGCUAAUGGUCAUCAACCAAAUGUGGGAAGUGCUAUAAUGUCUUCAUAUUCGACCUUAACUAAUGACCCCGAUAACAAUCCGACAGUGAAUAUCACACAAGCAAAUUACGAACACGAAUUAAAUUAUUGUAACUAUUAUAACAGCGCAAGCAGUACAAAUAAUAAUAUUAACAAUCACGAGGAUAAUAUGUUAACGGAGUUAAUAACAAAUAGUCACGAACAAAUAAAUUUGAAUCCAAAUCUUAUUGAAAUGGCGCCACAGCACCAUGGUUACGAAGAAUUAGCAAGGCCUUCUACAUCCAGAGACCAUAUUGAAACCAGCAACGAUUCUUUAGCAUCUGAAAGAAUUAGAUCUAGUGAGGAGUGGAUAGAAAACUGUCCAGAUCAAUUAUCUCAUAAUGGACAAGAUUUUAAUUGGAUGAAACAAGGAUUUUAUCCGGCUUCUUAUGCUUCUAAUCCACCUCACGAUAUUCCAUCGACAUCCAAUCAACUUACACCACAGAAAAAACAUCAUAUGUAUGGAAGAAAAUGUUAUCCUUACGAUGAGAACGGAAUCGAUUUGAACGGAUACAACGAAGAAUUGAGGAAUUAUAAUCCAAUUAAUUAUAAUAAUUAUCCUGGUUUACCGAACGCUUCAGAACUUUUUUCCGGAUCUUCAGCUUUAGGACGUACCAUUGAAGCUACUAGCAAUAUGCAAUUGAGGUGCAGAACUAGACAUCAGAAAGACAAGAAGAGUUUCAGAGAAAAUGGAAAAUUGUCAAAGGACGAAAAGAAAGCCAAAGAGAACGAGAUUCCACUUACUAUGAAUGAUAUAGUAAAUUUACCAAUUGAUGAAUUCAACGAUCGAUUAUCGAAACACGAAUUAAAUGACACUCAAUUAUCAUUAGCAAGAGAUAUUAGAAGACGAGGAAAAAAUAAAGUUGCAGCACAAAAUUGUAGGAAAAGGAAAUUAGAUCAAAUAGUAAGUUUGCAGAAAGAGUUUAGUCAGCUUUCAAACGAAAAAGAAUCAUUAAUAAAAGACAAUAGGGCAUUAAUGGAUAAACUUAGACAUGCGAGAGAAAGUUAUAAUAGAAUUCAACAAUAUUUAAAGCAAAUUCCUAAACUAAAUUGCAAUUAUAUACAAGAGAUUUGUUAGACUCAUGUAACUUAAUAACAGAACGAUUUUUAACAACUGUAUUGUUUUAAUACAGGGUGUCCCGAAAGAUAGUUUACAACUUUAAUUUAAAAACUAAGAUAUAAAAGUUUGACAAACAUUCACAAAUUAUUGAAGUGGACUCAGUACAAAAUAAAAAAAUAAAUAAAUAAAUAAACAUGUAUUGUGUUCUGAAACCUUUUCAUUUAUAAUAGACAGGAAAGAUUACUCAAUGAUGUAUUAAUUUAAAAAUCUUUUUGAACCGGAACAUAAUUUAAACUAUAUCAAAUUCUUAUGUUAAUUCAAAGUCAUAUAAUAUAAAAAUUUGAAGUUGUAAACUAUGUUUUGGGACAGCUUGUAUAUUAUUUAUUAAAAAAAAAAGGCUCUAAUCAUUUUUCCCAUCUCAAUAUUCUCAACUGAGUUUUCAUUGCACUUUUUUUAAUUAAAAAGUAGGAUAAAGGGACGGUUAACGGAACACCAGUCAAUCCAUAAAAUCCGAUUCUCGAUAAUAUUUGUUUAAUAUACGAUUUAAUCUAAAUUAAUUAGAAUGCAAACUUACUCCUUUUAAGUAUGUAUAAAAGUUAUUGUUUAAAUUCAUAAUACUUUUGAGUGUUAAUACAUGUUUCAUAUCGAAAACAAUACU